UUGGCUGCAUAUCAUCAGAAGUGUUUGGCUUUCGAAUCGAAUUUCAUGUCCAUAGUCGAUCGAUCCCACGUCAUCGAGCUCACGCUCGAGGCGUCCGUCAUCACGGAUCAAAUGUCACCUCGGCGGCAUUGUUCGUUCCCUUUGGAGAUGGUCGAGCGCUCUCUAAUGCCGUUAGUUUCCAAAAUCCACGCGGGUUACUUCAGGAUAAGCCUGUCUUUAUGUAGCCAGGCCUUGCUGUGGAGGACCCUGGGCGAGCCGAUUGCGGACACCCACAGUACCAUCCGUGGCAUCUUCCAUGUCAUGCCCUCCACCGCCUUCACGCUGCUCUGGUCGUUGGCCUUGUUCACGUUGGCUCUGCUAUCCUUCUCGUACGUCCUAAGGUGCCUACUCCACUUCGAGAUGGUGAAGUCCGAGUUCUUGCACCACGUCAGCGUGAACUACAUGUUCGCACCAUGGAUUUCAUGGCUCCUCCUUCUCCAGUCAUGCCCCUUCAUCGCCCAGAAAACCUUGCCGUACCAUGUCCUAUGGUGGAUCUUCAUAGUACCGGUGGUGGCGCUCGACAUUAAGAUAUACGGGCAAUGGUUCACGAAGGGUAAGAGGUUCCUAUCAACGGUGGCGAACCCGACAUCUCAACUGUCGGUGAUUGGGAACCUGGUGGGGGCGAGGGCGGCAGCCCAAAUGGGGUGGAGGGAGAGCGCGAUAUGCAUGUUCUCGUUAGGGAUGACGCAUUAUCUCGUGAUAUUUGUCACGCUCUAUCAAAGGUUAACGGGGAACAAGGGCCUGCCGGUGAUCCUGCGGCCGGUUUUCUUCUUGUUCAUCGCGACACCGAGCAUGGCUAGUCUCGCGUGGGAUUCAAUCUCCGGAAGCUUCGACGAAUCGGCCAAGAUGCUCUUCUUUCUGUCACUCUUCCUCUUUAUGUGCCUGGCGACGAGACCAAUGUUGUUCAAGAAAUCGAUGAGGAAGUACAACGUUGCGUGGUGGGCGUACUCGUUCCCACUGACGGCGCUGGCCUUGGCAUCGGUGGAGUAUGCGCAGGAGGUGAAGGGCAGGUUUGCCCACGACCUCACGCUCGUUUUGUCCUCGCUCUCCGUCCUCAUCUUGCUCUUGCUCAUGGUCCUCACCGCCGCCAGCUCGAACGUGCUCUUACCGGCUGGUCCGCCGGAUGACGACGUCUCCAGCUCAAUGCCUUGACUUUUUAUUUUCUUAGAUGACGGAGUACGACUAGGAGUAUUGAUUGACCAUUAAUUGAUUUUGACAAUUUGUAAGGCUUUGCUGGAAAAUUCUACGGUGGGUCCGGGGUAUAUAAGCUACAUGAAACGUGAUACAUAUUAGUU
Rhodamnia argentea is the source of this 1334-nucleotide messenger RNA. RefSeq names its product S-type anion channel SLAH1-like. NCBI's taxonomy places the organism in Eukaryota, Viridiplantae, Streptophyta, Magnoliopsida, Myrtales, Myrtaceae. The record is from RefSeq and is a predicted model, not a curated record. Gene Ontology annotation, molecular function: voltage-gated monoatomic anion channel activity. Bases 46 to 1191 code for a protein of 381 amino acids. The transcript has 2 exons. Gene Ontology annotation, cellular component: membrane. Gene Ontology annotation, biological process: intracellular monoatomic ion homeostasis; transmembrane transport.